AGAUUCAAAAUGUUUAUAAAUAAUGUCUCAUGAUUGGUGGCAUUUACGUAAAAGCUUAAGACUUACCAUCUGGUGGGGUUAGGGGAUGGAGUCACCGCCUUCUUUCUCAACACAAUCUGAGGCGCCUCCGUUAAGUGAAGAUAGUGGCUUGCUGAUUACAAGUGGUUCAUUUUCAAGUGAUUCCGCUAGUGGAUGGCAUCACGUUGCAUCCGAGUUGCAGGAAAGUGACUUUGAUGAGAGGUCACUGUCACUUUGUGAGUCUACAGAUGCCUCUGAGCGCAUGUGUGGUGAUUUUUUUAAUACGGUGAAAAAAGGCCCAGCCAAAGUAAUACUUACUACAAUCGAGCCCCCGCCAGAAUUCCAGGACAAUCCUGUUCGAAUCAAUGAAGACACGUCAUGUACAGCUGUCUUUGUACCUCCAACUGUUUUGUGUACCCAUGAAUCCACAAACAAGCCUAAUUUCUCCAGUCUAGAUAUACCGAUGACUACAAGACAUGUUUCACCAUUGUAUCCCAGGAAAUUAAAACCAGAAACAUUAUAUGAACGACGGCAGUGUUUAAAUCACCGAUUUGCAAGCCCAAGACUUCUGCAUCUCAGCCCAUGUCGCGCGAACAGGCCCUCUUCCCGCAACUCCUUGUCUUCUCGCCUCUCUAGCAGUCACAAUUCACUUGUUACUCAGUUUCAAGCAGACGACUCGAGUUUCAUAACACAAGCUAUUUCACAUGACACGUUAUCUGCAAAAACGUCAGAUAUUACGGAUAUGUACAAUGUCCCAUUCGACAGCGACAUUUAUGCAGUACCCAUUGAUAUGGUCCGACCUAAUCAUAACAAUAAUAUGAGAAAUAAGGGAAAGCGACCCCCAAGAAAUAACAAGAAACGUGGAAAGAGCACACCUCUCGGUGUAGGUUUAAGCAAUUAUCCGCCAGAGAGAAAUCACAAAUCAAAAGACACGACGAGACAUAAGGACGUAAAAAGUAAACGACACAGUUUACCUAGUUCUUCUGUUAAGAAAAAUGCGACUGAUUCAGACACAGAUUCUUUACAUUUGACUCUUCGCGAAAUGAGAAAGUAUCUGCACACGCUUUAUUCUAGUUCCAGUGACUCGGAAUGCAGGAACACCAUCAACAAAAAGAGUAAUGCCAUCAUAACAAACGUCGCUAUACACACGAGGCACGCAAAAGAUGCUAACGCGACAGUGCUGCUGAAAGAGAGCAAUGAGAUAACGAAGUCGAUGGAGACGAACAAUAAUCACAAAAAGUCGAGCAAGAAUUCGUUUGGUAUGAAUGCGAAGAAUAAGAAGCAUAAAGAGAAUAUACCGAAGGAUUUGAUAGAGGUAGAUAAGAGUGAGAAGGGAUCGAAGAAGUCGUGUCAGAGUCAGAAGACGAAGAUGUCUCCGGUGCGGAUUUUGUCGUUGAAUUUGAAGCAGAGUUUUUGUAAUUUGUUUCGCUGGCGGAGGCAGCCGGCAUCGGAGGGCCCGGAGGGGUCGGAGGUGGAGCGGGUGGAGGGCGCCGCGUCGCCGCCGCCCGCCGUGCGCCGGGCGCUGCCCCCGCUGCCCCCCGCGCCGCACUCCUCGCGCCGCCGCGCCAGCGAAGAGGAUACAGUCAUGGACUUUGCUACCUCUUUACAGAAAGUCAAAGACUAUGGCUGGUACUGGGGUCCGAUAUCAGUGGAAGCUGCCGAAAAAAUUCUGUCCAAUGAGCCGGAUGGUUCAUUCAUUGUGAGAGAUAGUAGUGACGACCAUUAUAUAUUCACUUUAACGUUUAAGUUAAAUGGACUUAGACAUGUAAGGAUUGAACAUGAUCAGGGUAACUUUUGCUUUGGUGGCUGUACGAUGUUCAAAGCGCAGACGAUCGUGGAGUUCAUCGAGAAUGCGGUGGAGACGUCACGCAGCGGGCGCUACUUGUUCUUUUUGAACCUGCGGCCGGUGUUGGGACCUGUGCGCGUCCAGCUGCUGUAUCCUGUCUCCAGGUUCAAGCGUGUGCAGAGCUUGCAGCACAUGUGCAGAUUUGUGAUAUUAAAGUAUGUACGACGAGACCUCAUAAGUAGCCUGCCACUGCCGCGGCGGUUGGUGGACUAUCUGAGCGCGACGCACUACUACUCAGAGCUCCUCGCAGACAUCUGAACACACCAAACGUGAUAGGAUAAGCUAGCAUUACUAUAACUAUAGUUGUAAUCCCUAACACCAUCUUUUAUACAUUGACCUUCACAUUAAUAUUUAUAAUCAAUUUAUUUUAAUUACAGUAGGUACAUUGCAAUGAAAUCUUUUUAAUAUAUUUGUAUAAAUUAUUAUUUCACAUGAAAUAGAUAUUAUUUUAUUAUUAUAUGAUUUGGUAGACUUUUAUAUCUGGUAAUAAAUUAUAAAUUAGAUAAGUGCAUAGAUAGAUACCGGUCUUCGUGCCUCAUUCACUUUAUAUUUAGAUAAACUGAGCUUUGAAGUUAUAACCGUAGCAUCACGUCAGUUUAUACUAUAUAUAAAAUACACCCAAACGCUGCUACAAACAUAAUCGUGCAUAUAGUAUUUUGUAUCGCUAUACAUAUUCAUAUACUACAUAUUUAGAUUGGCUAAGUGCGACCUAAGCAAUCCUAGCAAGUACAACAUUAUUUAUUACAGAAUAAAUAGAGUAAAUUUGUUAUAGACAAGCAUAUGGAUUCUUUCAUACAUUUUGGCCUAUUAUUUAAAUGUAAAUUAUGUGUAAUGUAUGUAUAUUCUUAAAUAUGCGUUACUUUUAUUUAUUUUGUGGUUGUGUGGUAGAAGCACUUAGUAAUAGUAUAAAUUGUUUCAGAUUUUAUAUUUUAACAUGUAUGUAUAUUUAUGGAGAUGAAUUUGUAAUUUUGUACAUAUAAGUAAUAUAAUUUAAGAUUUAAUUAAUUUUUAAUGUAAUAUAAUUUUUAUGUUGAGUCUGACAAAAAACAAGUGGUACCGUUUGGCAAGAGGAAAGUAAUAACGUAUUAAAGAUCUUGUUUUGAGUCUCAUUUGGUCUCAGGAUGUAUAAUUAUCGAAAAACAGACCGAUUAGGAUUUUCGGCACUUUUUUGUCUGUAUAUUUAAAUAAUUUUAGUGUAUUUAGUUUAAAAUACCACUUUUUACAAAUGAGUACCACUUAAUUAACGUAAAUAAUGAUAGGCACGUUCAUGUUAUUUUCUAAAAUAGGGGAAAUUGCACUCGGUGUCGGUUUUUGUCAGGCUUUACGUAUUUUUACAUGUUCGUGGACACUUAACAUGACGGUUGUAAUUUGCUAUACAAAAUUAAUGCGCGGUCCGUUUGUCAAGAAAAUGUUUUGGUAUGAAAUAGGUACUAAUGUUGAGAAAACCUCAACUCUAGCGCAAAUGAAAAUAACUGUUGGUAUACUAUGGCUGAGUUGCAUCACCUUAACUAUAACUUUAACUGUUGUUUUUGUAUGGAGUUUGACAGUCUUUUGACUAAAUAUUGUUAUAGUUAAAGUAAGAUGGUGCGGCCCAGGGUAAAUACUCUCUAACUAAUCCAUGGCAAACAAAAAAUUUGACUUGAGCAUUUUGAUUAAAUGUUCAUGUACAACUGUUUUCAAUACUCUAAGAGUCUUUCUCAGCAGUCACGAGCUCUUAAUGAAUAAUGUAAGUCUUUUGGUCUACAAAACCUACAGAGACCCAUUUGGAAGGAUUCAUUGGUUUUCUCUCAGUCUAUCGAAGCUAUUGUCGCGUGACGAGAGUUGAGGCCACAGAUCACAGAAACUAAAGAGAGAUGAGAAAAGGGGGCGGGGCCAGUGUCGCGACAAGAUUUCCAAAAACAGAACACAUUGCUCGCGACAGCAAUGAUGACAGCAGCGACGUUAUUUAUGUGUAAACAGUUUAUAUUGAUUGCGUAGUACUAAAGAUUAUUCGAACGUUGAGUACUGAUACCGCAGUAGAUAAUGAGAAAAUUCAAACUAACAGAUUACAUUCGAUCGUACGUCACUGCGGACUGCGUAUGUAUUGGUGCUGUACGUACAUUACUUGCAAUGUGUGCAUGACACACUCUUCGCGACGUAUUGUUUUUAUUUUGAUUACUUUGUGUGUGUGAAUUUCUAAUGCGACACUGCGUUCCGAACUCGGCGCAUUAGUUGGCAUCUCUCUAGAUCUCUAUGGUUGAGGCCAUCUAACUAGUAGCACAGAAUAGUAAUAGUUUAUUGUCUUUACAAUGCAAAUGGGUGAAGAGGAGAGAGAGAAGGAGGUGAAGUCGCGCGUGUUUUGUUUUCGAUGCAAACUCGCGGAGAUGAACACGCCUGCUAGUAGCAAAUGAUUUGUAUAUGCGUGUCGCGCUGACGUCUUGCAUAAUGCUGACUGAUUUGUUCUGUAUUCUAAUAUUACAUCAGUGUAUGUGUUCACCUCAACUUUUAUUUCGCGACCAAUACUUGUUUGUUAUUUUGAUUUACGCUGGAAAUGGGGUUAUUUUCUACGAAACAAUCGCAAAUUUUGAUUUUCUUAACAUAUUAUUACAAAGUUCUGUUGCAAAGUAAUGUCCACGAACGUUUUAACGUUUUCAAAAUUUUAAUUAUUUAAUAAACUGUUGACAUCUUGCAGGCAUUAUUUUAAGUCCAACUACAUUACUUCACUCUAUAUAUUUUUAAUGAAAUUAAAUGAUAAUUCACUUUUUUUAAUCAUAUACAAAUGCCCAGUGCUUGAUUAAGUAUUUGGUUAGUUUUACUUUUGUCACUAUUGGCCCGCUAUACGUUUUUCCGCGUAAUGGAUUGCACGUCAUAAUGCCUGCACUAUGCCAGAAACUUUGAUUUACCAAAGAUAUUCGUUAUUUUAACAUGGUUGCAUUAUAUCAUUAUUGUGCAUUACAUGUAUUGUAAGUUAUUUUAUUUGCUUUAUUUUUUAUUCCCAGAUUAUAUUGCCUUCAUAGUAUACCAUCGUGACGUAACAUUUAAGACGUACCAUUAAGGUAUUACAAACAAAUACAUAUCACCUUAACAGUUCGAAUAAUAUUUUAAUAUUUUUGUGUAACUUGCUUCUACAUAAAUUAAUACUUAGUAUUAAUGUGGUUUAUAAUUUCUAGUUAUAUUUUAGAAACCUGCCAACAUCAAGAAUGUCACGCCUUUAAUUUCGACACAUUACUCGUAUUGAUGGUUGUCACGUUUUAUUAAUAUAAAACGAGAAAUCGUUUAGUACAAAUGUACCUCAUAAAUCUCGGCGCUGCCUAGAAUAGUAAUCGUUCAAUACAUCCAAAUGGUUGUCAUUUAGUGUUAUGAACUUAAGACCUCUUGAUGAUAAGGGGAGAUAGUGUUGUGGCUGUUUUAAGUAAACCAUACUUACAUAAUAUUGUUACUAGGGAUAUACAGAGUGGUAUAGAUCGUUUCAUCCACGAAGACGCGCCUCCCACCACUUUUUGGUCGGGGGAAGCGCAGUUUGAUCCGAACAAUCCGAGCAUCAUUGUUGGCAUUGGCAGCGUUGCAAUUGGAUAGUUGUUCGUGAGUGCGCGCGCACACUACAAUGAUGACGCUCGGAUUGGUCGGAUCAGGCUCCCCGCAUCCCGCGCUUCCCUCGACCGGGGAGUGGUGGGGCGCGUCUUCGUGGAUGAAACAACUAUAGCUUCUCUAUCAAUUGACUUUGAAUGACCGAGCACGCUUUCUAAUAACCGGAAAAUCCUCAACUCGUAUCGAAAGAUUACGAGUAACGAGAUUGAUUAUGGCUGUGCGACAUAAUGCAUUACACUUAUAUUCUAAAUAUUUACGUCACGAAUGAAAUGAUUAUUAUGUAUAUGACACCGUCUACUUACGAACUCAAUACUUUAGUCAUGUGAAGUUAAUACUUACUUAAUAAUUCAUAGUAAUAUACCGUGUAUUGUGCGUUCCCGCAGAAAAUAGAUUUGUACUUAUUUUUUGUAAAAAUGACUAUAAUAAGGUAAAAUAUGGCAACAGAGCUCUGAAUAAAUUGCAUACUGAUAGGGUGUAAAUGUUAUGACUACAACACUAGUGUUUACGAUCUAAAGUCCUUCGUGAUAUUCGAUGCAUUUCGCAUUGAUGACGUCAUAGAUUGUAUUAUGUUGCUUGUUUUUUUAUGUAACAAAGAUUCUUUUAGUUCUACUUCAUUGACACGCCACGCCGCCGCGCCGGCUUGAUUGUUGCAUCGCAUUGAGCAGAGUAUUUUACCCCUCCUUAGCAGGAAUUGAUUUAUUUCCAGUAUGUAAUGAUUUUAAAUUAUUAUUUUAACUGCAUUGAAUUAUUUAAAGCACUAAUACGCACAUGAGUACAAAUAGAAUUCUUGCCAAUAUAGCGUAAUGAAUGAUAUAAUACUACUAUAGCAAGUUAGAUACGUAUGUAUAUUGGUGGCUUUUAUACAUUAUACUAUUGUGUUAUGUAGCUAAAGUGAAUAAUCGUAGUUAAAAUAGUAAUCUAUAUGUUUCAAACACAAGUGCGUUGUAAAAAAUAAACCUCACAGGUAUAGAUGAUAAAACGUUAUAUACAUACAUUUAUAGCUUGCAAGCAUUUGAUAGAAUUAUAUGUAAGGGGUCUCAUUGGGAUUUAACAUUAAUUUUGUAUUGGUUUACUGCCGGCGUACACACUGGAGCACGUAACUGCAUGCUGCGCCCGUAAGAAAUUAGUAGUUUGCAAAGUAUUCCGAUGUUUGACUAGAGUAAUAUAAUUCAGAUACACAUACUCUAAUGUAAUACAUAUAUCGCCUCGCCAAUUUAUAACAAUUGAUAUUAAAAUAUUUUUAUGAAUGUUGUUUACACAUAAGUAAUUAAUUUCCGUGUAAUGGGAGUCAAAUGUCUUGUUGUGGUUUAUUGUGGUGCACACAUACAUACUUUGACCAAUUUAGUGUAAACUUAUCGAUCGGUUUCAAUAACGCAAUAUGUGAUUAAUGUUCAAAUCUCAAUCAUGUAGGUAAUUUGUAUUUAUACUAAUAAUGCUGGAAUAGUGAUUUAACGACGUUACCUGUUGCAUCUGUGACGGGUCGGAUCUUGGGCCAAUAUUGACACUUGCCGUAAGGGGUCGCCUACCGCGUAAUACAUUGGGAUGCGUACUACAAAACCACGUGAAACUAGAUUCAAUCUUAGUCAUAGAUUGUCCUGUGAUUGGUCAAAUCUAUUGACGCGAGACAGAGUUCUGAUGCUGUUCUGCCGUGUAGCGUUAAAGUAGCACGUCUUUGGCGGCCCUUAGCUUGGCGGCGAUCGUCGUCGUGUGGGCAAUGUGUAACAUUGGUCCAUUCAGGCCCUAUCCUGCGGAAUUUUUAUGACUUAUCUACACUUAUGAAAUAUACAAAAUCUAAAGAAAAUUAGUAUUAACCAGUAUAUUAACGCCCAGUUAUAAUAAUAAUCAGAUGAAUAAUGAUACAUAAUUAUAAGAAUAGCGAUAAUGUGAUCUUUUUCAAAAUACCAAUUAGCUGGCUGUGGGUUGGCUAAAGCGAAUAUGCAUAUUAUUUACUCAACAAUAUAACGUUAGUUAAAUGUAACUAUUGCUACCGCCAAUUAAUAUAAUCUUAUACUGAACAAACGUAUGGUUCUGAUUAAAGAUAAAAUCAAUGUAAUAGAUAAUCACAUAAUGUAGCUGUCGAUAUGUUUUUGUCGAAUUGUCUUAUGUAGGUCAGUAUGUAGCUCAUAAUCUAGGAUACUGUCGAAUGAAGUAUUUUUGUCACGUCAGAUACAUACAUUGAAUAAACUAUUAGAUAUUUUGACUCAUUGAAUUGCAACUAUUGUUGACUAUACGUUUGAUAACCUUAUUUGCAUAGCAAUUACAAAAAUAAGCGUUAUUACAGAAAUAGAGUCGUGUAGAAACCUAUACUUCAGAAUAAUGAACACCAAUAUUAUAUUAAGUGUACCAGCUUUUUCAUUUAUCAUGUUGUUAUAAAUCUUAAUAUUGGGGAGGCAAAAUAUAGUUAAGGCAAUAUAUCGUCAACUAGUUCUAAGCUACUUUGUGAUAUAUUCAAUAUCAGUUAUUAUAACUUUCACCUCAUAAUUAUAUUAUGUUUAUUAAAUCUAUGAAUUUCACUCAUCCUGUCAAUUUAUAUGUAUUUAUAUGAAACUUCACCAAGUCUAUUUACCAGUUUUACAUACAAGUUUUUUUAUUGCCAGUAGAUUAUGUGACGUUAAAUAUGCAAAGUAAUAUAUAUGAAGCAUUGUGUAUCAAAUUAUAUGAAGUCUAAUUUUUUCAUAGUUUGGCUGUCGUGCAUACAUAAUAUAGGUAACCAAAAAAUUAGCACAUGUCGACAUUAUAAAUCGAAUAAGUCAUAUUUCUGUUACAGGAAUAUACACUAUAACCUACACCAUUUUUAUUCACUUGUGUAAUGUAUAGUUUCACUUGAGUUACAAUAAACUUUUAAUUCACAUUGUCUCGGUUGGCUUUACAGUGCCCUAUAUGUGAUGUAACUCAUAUUCUAAAUAGGUAAGGAUCUAAUAGUCAGAAGCAAGAAAAGAGUGGAUAAUUUACAUGCCUGCAAUACAAUUUUAUACGAAUAUACUAGGUAUUGUCGAAUGAGAUGAAACGGACGGUCAAACAUCUUCAUUGUUAUAAUAUUAAUCAAUUACAAAUUGUAAAGUGCUCUUAACUUGCUUAAAAUUUAAUAUGGACUAGCCAAGGCAUACUUUAUAGUUCUUUCUUGCUCUGACUACACUAUUGUUUUGUUGAUGCCUUCCCCAAGUAAGAGCUAUUUGAGUCCGUAACAUGGUAGGUUAAAUACACCGAUUGUGAAAACUUGUGACAAAUUUACAUAAGGAGUACUUAUUUUCUCGUGGUAUAGUACGAGUUAUAAUAUUAAGUACUUUUGAGUCUUAUCUGCAGUGAUAUCUUAUAUUUUUCUUAGAAGUUUUUUCUGUACUAGAAUUAUUCUUGGUGGUGGACGUUUAUAUUCACUAUGUACGAAUGCAGUUCGCGGCAAUGAAGUCGAUGGCAGCAAGCGAUUACCGUGCGCUGCACGCGCUUUUAGGAUCAGUCUUGUUUUUGAAAUAUACUCGUAAAUUGUAAAAGAAAGCUACACAAACACCAUACAUAUUUUGGUUUACAUGAAUAACCUAUACUAAGAACUAACGGAACCGUCUAUAACUUUUACUUGAAACACUAAAGACCGUUGUUUUGUAAACAAAAACUAUCAAAACUAAUUUUAAUCUCGGGCAUAAAGUAGAUUCUGCACAAUCAAAAGCAGAACCUCUAUGCUUGAGUAUAACGAGUUUUGAGCUUUGUCCUGUAAUAAUACGGACCUAAGACUAAGCAAAGCAGAAUAGCCGUCCCCGAGCGACUCUUUGCACGCGGUACCUACCAUGUAGUCCUAUCUAAACUCAUCGUGAUGAGACACUUACGGAUUGUAAACCAAUACACCCUUAUUAAAGUUACACCUAGGAUGAACUCUGGAUUAAAAUGACAUUUCCAUACUAAAUCACAACUUAAGCCAGAGUUCAACUAGCGUGUAACUUUUAUUGAUAAGGCCCAUAGGGACCAACUCUACCAAAUUCAAUAAUUUAAAUUUUACACAUUUUACCUGUCCAUUGCAUAAAACCACGAAGGCCUGUGCAUGCAGCAGGCCUCUUACAAAUCCGCACGUUUUGCAUUACAUUAUUACGUGAAAAUGGGAAUUUACCUUAACUACUAACCCCUGGGCCACACACAUCGCGAUUUUCACACCACCACACACAUCGUCACACCUUCGGGAACGAAGUUUAGCGACUAUGCAAAAAACUCCGAUAAUAAUAAGUACUACGUACAGAAGUUUUACUUCGCGAAGGUAUUUAAAAAAAUGUAUGCUCAAUGUCAUUAACAAUAUGGUGUAAUUUAGCCUGUCUCAAGAGUCAAGCACCAUUUUGUUGACAAAUGUCAGUUAUCGGCACUGCGCCGAAGCUAUAGGGCUGACUUCGGUAAAAUGAUGUGACGUGAGGUGCCAAACUGCGGAAAAUGGCGGAGGAAAUACAUGAUUUAGCAUUAAUUAUCAUGAAUAAUAUUAACUACUUAUUUACCUCUCAGUGUCUUGAGGCAACUUAAAAAAGUACAUUCUGUCUUUUUAUUAUUAUUUAGGCAGUUAAAUACUGCACAGUAUUUAGUACACCAUUUUCUUUAUUUUCUUCCAUCAUACACAAGAAUACGCGUGCGUGAGUCAAUGUUCGCUCGUAUGUGAGGCCUUGUCGAAUAGUAUCCUGUAGGUGGGUCAUCGUGCGUGUUUUGUUUUCGAUGUAAACUCGCGGAGAUGAACAGGCCUGGCUGUACGUACACAUCGCCAUAGAGCGAAUCUUCGGGUUAUCGCGAUGUAUGUGGUCCAGGAUAAUACUGUAACGUUACAGCAUGUUGGAGAAACAUUUAUGACGGUGACGAUUAGGUAGGUAGAGUGAUGUUCGCAGUCUGAUCCCAAGAAUGCAAAGAUUUGAUGAUAAAUUCUAAUAGUAUUUCAUCUACUUUGCGAACGUGGCCUAUGUCAAUCCACUUCAUACCCGUACGCAUAAAUGCACCACCAAUGUCUUUUAAAUUAUGUGAACAUGUAUCUUCAGAAGGAUUUGCUCCACAAAAUAUUUGCGCCUGGCAGCACCAUACAUUAUUAUUUAUCGUAAGUUCGUCCCCCAGAAUUCAUAGCAAUAAUACCUAUUAGUUUUUUAAUUCGGUCUUGUUAAAGAUUAUUCAAAGCACACAAAAAUGUCUUUCAGGCCACAAAAUACACCAUUAUUUUGUAAAUCGUUUUAUAAUAUGAUGCAGUUUCGUUAUAUGAGUUGCUAUCAUGGAAUAGGAACGUUCUGUUCCUUAUUAAAGCGUGUUUAUCUGUUUGUCAUAAUCUGCUGACAUCCGAAUUUUCUUCAUGCUAGAAAGUCAAAAAUUUAAAAUAUUUUGUGGAGUAAAGCCUUACAUUUCAAAAUAAUGUAAACUCCAUUAUUGCACUUGCCACCGUAACAACACAGAGUGAUAUCGGUGUAUAAAUAUUGGUUAGUAUUAGUGGAAUGCUUGUGUAAGUAUUAUGAAGAAUUUGUUGAUUGUAUAAGCACAGAAUGUGACAACCCAAUUAGGUAGUCGUGCUAUAAAAUUACGUCCCAUAACAUGAAAUAAAUGCUGUGAAUGUAUACAACAUCAUGAAAUAUACUUUCAUUCGUGUUAAA
This is a messenger RNA of Ostrinia nubilalis (European corn borer), 11022 nucleotides long. RefSeq lists its product as uncharacterized. Gene Ontology annotation, molecular function: 1-phosphatidylinositol-3-kinase regulator activity. Gene Ontology annotation, biological process: phosphatidylinositol phosphate biosynthetic process; intracellular signal transduction. NCBI's taxonomy places the organism in Eukaryota, Metazoa, Arthropoda, Insecta, Lepidoptera, Crambidae. The record is from RefSeq and is a predicted model, not a curated record. The coding region runs from base 86 to 2122 and encodes 678 amino acids. Gene Ontology annotation, cellular component: phosphatidylinositol 3-kinase complex. The transcript is spliced from 7 exons.